GUACAGUACUUACCUCUGACUAGAAACAUGUUCGAGCCUGCCCGCCUUUGGUGUCAAAUGAUUGAGGAAGGAGGCCUGCUAAAUUGACUGGUUGUGUCCUUGAACUCCGAGUCAGGUCUGAGGCUAGAGGUAGGUCCUGCCAUACCAUGUUGCUUCCAAUUGCAAAGAAUUCAUCUGCAGGGUAGGUACCUAGGUAGAUGCGCUCCCGCGUACUAUGUAAUUUACGUAUGUGUGGUAUCCCAGCACGACGGGACCCAGGUACCGGGUAGCUCCAAAUUUAGGUACCUGCACUGGGAAAAUCCGAUUUUGUCUGGACCAACCUUCGUCCUCACAGUCAGCCACAACAUCCCGCCGGCUGAUAUCCAGCAGUUCUGGUUCGAAUAUGUUGGCAAUUCGGUAAAAAAGGCCACAACUUUGGAGCUUUCAACGAGCAGGCUUCCUGAUUAUGGCUGCGUGGGUGGUAAGGGCUGGCCCGCGAUGGCUUCGAACAAGUCGCCAUCAGACCACUCUUGGGCAAGGGGCAGGGGCAGGGGCAAUCACAUCAGGGACGAGGCAAGCAUUGCGCUGCUCAGCACCGUUCCCGAGGGCGAACGCCUCUUCUCAGGCAAAGCCGAGGGCAUCCCGGAAUCUCAAACCAGCACCAGCAACCCCCAAGGCAGAACCAGGGAAACGAAACCCUGCCUUGCAGACCUCCCCGCCACCCUCGCAAAAUAGCCAGGGGACAGCCCCGAUUGAUGCCAUCUUCCAACAGCGCAAACUGCCCCUAGUAGGCGCAGGCUUUGCCGCCUUGUGCCUCGGGCUCUACGUCAGCCUGCUCGUCUCGUCAUACAUGAAGUCCCCGGCACCUAGCUGUACAUGUGAGCACCCGUCAACGGCAGGCGCCGAUGGCGAGCCCCUGCCGCCGACGGGACGCCCGCCGGCCGUCGAUGCAGCAAUGCCGGGUCGGGAAAGAGCUCGCCAGUCCGCCUCGGCCUUCGACAAGGGCCUGGACGUGCCGGAGUGGCUGAUGGGCAUCACGGGUCUGCGAAAGCGACUCGCUGCCGGCGCGAGGGGCCAUGUGCUGGAGGUGGCGGUGGGUACGGGGCGCAAUCUGGCGUACUACGACUGGGCCGAGGUGGUGGCCGCGACCGAGGAGCCCGCUCUGCAGGGCACGGAGAAGCCGAAGUCGUCGCCGGCCAGUCCGGAGGGCGGGGUGCUCAGCUUCACGGGCGUCGACAUCUCUGCGGACAUGAUGAGCGUCGCGCGCACGAGAAUCCGAGACGCGGUACCUGUCCUGAAGAAGUUGAUGAGGCGGCGUCGUGUCGAGCCCAUGCCGGAGGCCGGGGGUACGGUUGUGGAUAUCCUCGACAGCCGCAUUCGGCUGUGCAUCUCGGAUGCGGAGCAGGCACUGCCCGCGCCGCCCGUUGUGAAUGCAGGCAAGACGGGUGCGAAGCCCGCAAGCAAGUACGACACUGUACUCCAGACUUUUGGACUGUGCAGUGUCUCCGAUCCUGCAAAGCUUCUGUCUAAGAUGGCAUCCAUGGUCCAGCCAGGGUCCGGACGCAUUGUCCUAUUAGAGCACGGCCGGGGGUGGUACGAUUGGGUCAAUGGUCUGCUCGACGAAUACGCUGAUCCGCACUUCAAACGGUAUGGGUGCUGGUGGAAUCGGGACAUCGAAAACAUCGUCCGCAAGGCGGCGCAGAAAGUGCCAGGGCUCGAGGUGGUGAAUAUCGAGCGGCCGCUGUUCAUGCAGAUGGGAACCACCCUCGUGAUUGAGCUACGAGUGAAGUCGACUGGGGAGGAAGAUGCCACGAUUACUGGGACACCAAAUACGGCGCCUUAGAGGGUCAUAAUCUACCUUACUGUAUGUUAUGUGCAUGUAUGUAUAUUUUUCAUACUUGUAUAUCGAGAAGUGAGACCCGUGGGUAUCACCGCGGUCCUCUCGUCGCCAAGGCAAUGAAUGCUUCAUAUGUUCAUUCAAAAUCUGUGAUUCCGUGCUGGCUAUCUUAGGCUUCGCCUGUGAUUGAAUGUCAUAACAGUUGUGUAUAUACGGAUGUAUUAG
Phialemonium atrogriseum is the source of this 2041-nucleotide messenger RNA. RefSeq lists its product as uncharacterized. The transcript has a single exon. Bases 446 to 1822 code for a protein of 458 amino acids. Gene Ontology annotation, molecular function: methyltransferase activity. The record is from RefSeq and is a predicted model, not a curated record. NCBI's taxonomy places the organism in Eukaryota, Fungi, Ascomycota, Sordariomycetes, Cephalothecales, Cephalothecaceae.